Messenger RNA from Caenorhabditis angaria, 1305 nucleotides. NCBI's taxonomy places the organism in Eukaryota, Metazoa, Nematoda, Chromadorea, Rhabditida, Rhabditidae. The record is from the annotation of a GenBank genome assembly.
AUGAGAUCGGCAAUAAAUCCAGCGAAAAAGAAACAAGAGAAAAGUGUGAAUACAAAUACGAAAAAGAAUCCAUUGAAAGAUGCGCUGAAAUUUGAAAAAUCGAAACGAAAAACCAAAACUGAAGUUUCAACAAGAAAAGAGAAAUCGGUUAGAAAGAAGGGAAGCAAAGGACCAACAUCGAAUAAUUUGGGACCAGUUUCAUCUAGUACAAAUCAACCAACUUCCACACCAAAUCCUUCUGUUGGAUCAACUGAACAAGUUGCUUGGCCACAUGAAUCUGCUGCCAAGAAAUUUUUGCAACAAAAUGCUUUUCGUAAGUUUUUUGUGAAGCUAUGUGAAAACAGGAAAAUGUUUUAGGAGUACAGUAAUCUGUUUCAAAAUUUACCGUUUCAGUUCAUUUUCUCUUUUUUUUCAGAAAACUCGCGCAUCACUGAAGAAUUUGCUGCCAUCAAAACAACCACUCCAAAAGAAGAUGUAUGCGCCGAAUUUUUCAAAAAUCCCAAGAAAAAUCGGAAUGCCGCAUUGCCUAUAACCGAUGCAACUCGCCUCAAACUCAAAAAUCCAGCAGGAGGCUAUAUAAACGCUGCGAAAAUCUCGAAUCCAGCAGAUUCCAAUAGAAAUCUUAUCAUUGGUCAAAUUCCCGAAACUUCGGAUUUGGAAGAAUUUUGGAGAAUGAUUUUCGAUGUGAGUUUUUCCAGGAGAAUAUCGAAACUAAUUUAUUUUCUAAUAAUUUUUCAGGAAACAAUUCUUCAUGUUUUUUUCGGUUAUGCUCAAACUGAUAAUAUCACAACUCCUCUUGCCACUUUUCUACCAACAACAAUGGGAGCAUUUGCCACUUAUGGAAAAAUGUUUCUAAAUGUCAAAAAAGUGGAGACAAUUGGAAAAGAGAUCAAUUGUAUUAUGAUUGAACUUCUUCCUGAUGGUUGCUCAAAUUCAACUCUUGUCACAGUUUAUAAUCAACCAAAUUGGAAUCUUGGAAAAGUUCCAGCAAAUGUUAGUGAUUGUAUUGCAAUUUGUGAAAAGAUGAAUAAAGCAAGUGAUGCCAUUUUAUUCUGUAGUUGGAAUGGAGUUGGAAGAGCUGGAACUAUGCUUAUGAUACAUUCUGUUAUGACUCAUAUUAUAAAGAAUGUUGAUUGUAAAAUUGGUGAUUUACUUCAAACUUUGCGUGGACAAAGAUUUGGAAUCGUUGAAAAUUCGGAGCAAUAUUUGGCCAUUUAUCAAGCUAUUGGAUAUUGGAUUAAGGCAAAAUCAUCGGAUGCUGAAACUACUGGAAAAUUGAGUGAAUUCUGUGCAGCGCUCAAAUAG